Molecule: messenger RNA, 1306 nt
Organism: Diprion similis
Lineage: Eukaryota; Metazoa; Arthropoda; Insecta; Hymenoptera; Diprionidae
Product: RISC-loading complex subunit TARBP2-like
Exons: 3
Coding region: 162-1181 (339 amino acids)
Source: RefSeq, a predicted model, not a curated record
CAUGAUUUUGAUCGAAUCUGGCUUUCCUACUGACUGUGGGAUUCCCAGAUGUUUCUCGCUGAUAAAUGUGUCGUGUGUGAAUUUCCCGGAUUUCACCGUCAAUACACUUUUAGAACGUGAUAAAAUCCUUGCCAGUAAUUUUGCACAAAAACAAUUACAAAAUGAGCAAAACUCCGGUGUCCAUUCUUCAAGAGAUGAUGGUAAAAAAAUGUACCAUACCAAAUUAUGAGCUUAUCUAUAAUGGAGGCGGGUCACACGAGAACACUUUUACCUAUCAAGUCACGUGUGACGGUCUGUCUGCAACUGGAAUGGGACGUUGUAAAAAAGAUGCAAAACACGAAGCUGCGAAAGCAAUGCUUGAAACUAUUGCUAAAGUGAAUGGUUAUCCUCAACUGCCGGCAUCCCCGGCUCAGUCACCGAAGCAUAGUUCUUCAACAACAGAGGCUCCAACUAUACCACAAACAUCGCCGAAUGUGGCAUUCAUCAACGCAAUAGGAACAUUGCAGGAACUAUGUGCAGAUAACAAUUUGCAAGAACCUCGCUAUGAGAGUGUUAGCGACGUUGGGCCGCCUCAUGCAAGAGUUUUCACAAUUCACUGUAUUGUUUCAACUUUUGUAGAACAAGGCAUUGCGACUACUAAGAGACAGGCAAAACACGAAGCAGCUAAAAAGAUGAUGGAUCGUAUCACGGAUGUAGUGGCUGGGAAAAUGCGAGACAUUAGCAUCUAUAUGAAAAACGACAAUUCUAAGUAUGAUGAUGAAAUGGAUAAUGUCGCAAAAUCCCAGUAUCCCGAAUUGACCAAAUUGCCGGUUAUAAAAAAGCCUAAUUUGGGAGUGAAAAUAUCGGAGUACCAUACAAAAAUGAAGAAUACCUUAGAAAAUGGUGUUAGGCAAGAGGCAAUCGGAAAGCUUGUCAAUCUGAUCAACGACGCUAAGUUAAAGUCUGAUACCCAGUCGUCGUAUGAAACAAUAUGUUUAAAGUUUAGAGAAAUAUUAUUACCUCUAAACAUUGAAAUGAACGAAAUUCGCCUAAACACUACGAAUGGUGCUGGUUACAUUGCGGCCUUAAGCCUGGAUACAAGUCCAGCGAUAAUAGAAAUGAACUAUGGAGAUAAAGAAGUAAUCACAAAAAUGGGAGCCAUUAUUAAAGCAGCUACUACCCUGCAUAUGUUGCUUCUGUAAAUUCAAAUUACUGGCUGUAGAAACGGUGGUCGAACGUUGAUUAUCACACUAUGCAAAAAGAUUCAUUGGAUGAAAUAAAUGUACAGUUACAAGCUGCAACAUGAGAAUCAAUGAAGUAUUGAAUC